AUGGACGUCUUGUGUUGAGAUAGCCCAUCAGCAGAAACCAUUUGUAUCGAGGGUUCUGUCUAACCAAGUAAAAAGCAUGGCGGCCAAUUAUGGGAGAAGAACCCUACACCUGACUUCUGCUUCAGCUAAAACCCUUCUCAGCCGCUCGCCGUCCGCUUCGACGGCGAGUAAGUUUACCGGACUAGCUUCUCCCAUUAAGCCCACCUUCGCUUCUCGGUUUUCAUCUCUUCACAAACGCGCCAACUCCAGGCUUCCGGUGGAGCUGGGUGGGGCUGUGUCUUUGAUGCCUUUACAUAGUGUUACUGCCUCUGCCUUGCUCACAUCUUUGCUGUCUUUGAACAAUCAGAACUGGGGUUGUCUCUCAGAAGGAUUUGCAACAACUCUAUAGCAAGGCUUAAGAGCACCUACCAGGCAGAUUAUGAUCAUCACAAGAGAAGGUUUCAAUGCAUGUUCUUGUUCCAACUUCACAAGAGAGAGCAAACAACUUUUUGUACUAUUAUUUUCUGGUUAAGUUUUGCAUACAAUAUCAGAAUGCCAAUUGCCAUUCAUAAAAUGUCAUCAAAGCUUGAGAGUUUUGAAAAUAAUCUGGUAAACAUAACAUGUUUCUGAUUGACUCCA
Messenger RNA from Mangifera indica (mango), 618 nucleotides. Its product is annotated as protein NUCLEAR FUSION DEFECTIVE 6, mitochondrial. NCBI's taxonomy places the organism in Eukaryota, Viridiplantae, Streptophyta, Magnoliopsida, Sapindales, Anacardiaceae. The transcript is spliced from 3 exons. The coding region runs from base 77 to 388 and encodes 103 amino acids. The record is from RefSeq and is a predicted model, not a curated record. Gene Ontology annotation, cellular component: mitochondrion.